CUGCGUAAGCCGUCAGUGACCCUGAUAAACCCAACAAGAAAAAGAAAGAAGUCUGUGGGACACGUUGAAGAGAAGAAACCUCUGGGCAAACUGUAGGCAUCCUGAAGCAGAAACUGCAAGUGUUGUAAGGAAGCAUGGCAGGUCCACAGAAAAGAAAGAGGCACCACAAAGGUGACACUCACCUUAAAAAAAGAUGGAGGACUAGAAGACGCACCAAGGAUCUGGACCAGAUUGAUGAGGAUCUUCAAAUUGAAAAUGCAUCCAAGUUAUUGCACCAAGAAAUUGAUGAUGAUAAACCAGGAUCAGGACAACACUAUUGUCUUCAUUGUGCUCGGUACUUUAUUACUUCAGAAGCUCUUAAAAGCCACUUCCGAACUAAAGUUCACAAGCGACGACUUAAGGCUUUGGAAAUUGAACCUUACACAAUUGAGGAGUCUCAGAGGGCAGGUGGCCUUGGGUCAUACAUUCACCCCAAGAAACGCACGAUGGAGACGCAGCCUGUAGAUGAUGAAACUUUUGACCCCAGUAAGGAUGUCGAUAUGAAAUAACGUAGUGUACAUUGCAAAUUCUCCAUGAGGAGAUGGAGAAGAAUUCUUCCUUUGUAAUCUAUGCAUGUCAUAAGAGGUGAUUAAAACACUGGGAGCAACAGGCUAAUAACCCCUUCUGUAUAAAUUGCUAAAUGUAAUAAAAACUUUUGUUCUUUUUACAAGGAACCCUGCCUUGGGAGAUA
Messenger RNA from Cherax quadricarinatus, 730 nucleotides. RefSeq names its product zinc finger protein 593 homolog. NCBI's taxonomy places the organism in Eukaryota, Metazoa, Arthropoda, Malacostraca, Decapoda, Parastacidae. The record is from RefSeq and is a predicted model, not a curated record. Gene Ontology annotation, molecular function: nucleic acid binding; zinc ion binding.